This is a messenger RNA of Drosophila melanogaster (fruit fly), 1710 nucleotides long. RefSeq names its product pickpocket 12 (gene ppk12). Gene Ontology annotation, molecular function: sodium channel activity. Gene Ontology annotation, cellular component: membrane. NCBI's taxonomy places the organism in Eukaryota, Metazoa, Arthropoda, Insecta, Diptera, Drosophilidae. Gene Ontology annotation, biological process: sodium ion transport. The coding region runs from base 1 to 1710 and encodes 569 amino acids. The record is from RefSeq and is marked reviewed. The transcript is spliced from 7 exons.
AUGGAACCGUCGCCGUCAGCCGGAACGGAAAGGCAGGGAUCCUCGUUAUUUCUGCUGAAGAGCUUCGUCAGGAGUCUGCGGCAGUUCCUCAACCAGACUAGUCUGCAUGGACUCAAGUUUGUGGGCGAUUCCGGCCUGAGUAGCUGGGAGAGAUCGUUUUUCCUUGGCUCCUUUGUCACCGCCCUCAUCAUCACGGUGCACCUCAUAUCGAACAUCUAUGUGAAGUGGGAUAGCACGCCGGUUAUAAUCGGCAUCAGCCCACAGGCCACCUCCAUUUUGAAGGUUCCUUUUCCGGCAAUAACCAUAUGCAAUAUGAACCAGGUGCAGAGGAGUCUGGUAGCCAAUUACAGAGAGGGCUCCAAUGAAAGUGCCCUUCUGAAGCUAUUAUGUGAAUCGGAUAGCUGGGAAUCCAGUGAGGCUGAUGAGGAGUUCUCCGCUUCGAAUUUUGUCACGAACAACCUGAAGAUAUCCGAAUUUGUUUCAAAUCACUCGCAGUCCUGCGAGAGAAUGUUGCUUUUUUGUAGAUUCAGUGCCGUGGAGCGAAACUGUUCGCAACUGUUUCAGCAGAUCCUGACGGAUGAGGGCCUGUGUUGCGUCUUCAAUUUUCAACCACCGGAAUAUCUCUACAAGCCAUUUGCAAAUAACAACCGGAACUUGACGAACUCUGAUGGGUUUGAAAGUGUUAUGUGGGAUCCGGAGUCAGGAUAUCCGGAACAAUUGCCCCCCAAGUUCUAUCCAGCCACCGCUAGUGGCACUGGUAUCACCUUGGGAUUUACUGCCGUACUUGAUGCUGAGAUGGGCGAAUACUAUUGCUCUUCGACCAAUGGACCUGGUUUUAAAGUUUACUUUCACAAUCCCAUCGAAGUUCCCAAGGUGAAGGAGGCGGGCCUCAUCUCAGCCAUUGGCUACGAAACCAACUAUCGAAUUGAGAUGGUUCGUGCCGAGGCGGUUCCGGCCAUUCGAUCUAUAUCCCGCGAUGGCCGGCAGUGCCUGUUCAAGAACGAGAAGGAGCUGAUCUUUUAUCGUAUCUAUACGCGACUCAACUGCGAGAACGAGUGCCUGGCCGCAUUCCUCUACGACACCUGCUCCUGCAUUCCGUUCGACCAUCCGCUCAUCUACAGCAACGCCAGCAUCUGCUCCAUGGGGGACACGUCCUGUGUGCGACGGGCACAGAGGGCGUCCAAUCGACCUGGUUGGGCCAAGUGCCGCCAGCAGUGCCUGCCCAGUUGCUUCGAUCUCAACUACUUGGCCAGUGGCUUCUCCUUCCCGCUGGCCUCCAACAACUUCCAGCUGGCCAACGCGCUGGUGGAGAGCUUCAACAAGUCCUAUCUCAGCAAGAAUAUUGCCGUGAUAAACGUUUAUUUCCGGGAGUCGGUCUACUAUGGAAACACCAAGAAUGCAUACGUGGGAUUGACAGAGUUCUUGUCAAACGUCGGUGGUGUAAUGGGUCUGUUCAUGGGCUUUAGUGUCAUCUCCCUGGCCGAGAUCCUAUACUUCUUGAUCUUAAAACCACUCGCUGAGCUUUUCGUUUGGAAGAGGUCAUCUCAUGUGGACUCAGAGAAGAGCCUCAAACACAAUGCCUUCGGUAUUGAAAAAGGACAAUCUUCAGACAACCCCAGUUUCUGGCACUCAAAAGAGCUGUAUCCCAAAGGUGUUUCAAUAAGUGCCUACGAAAAUGCUAAAAGUACGAAAGGAUUAAAUUACCAAUAA